Molecule: messenger RNA, 1213 nt
Organism: Vigna radiata var. radiata (mung bean)
Lineage: Eukaryota; Viridiplantae; Streptophyta; Magnoliopsida; Fabales; Fabaceae
Exons: 1
Coding region: 105-1043 (312 amino acids)
Source: RefSeq, a predicted model, not a curated record
ACUAAACAAGUACACACACCCUACAUAACCAAAUCAAACCCAACCAACCAUACCAACAACCUCUUCUCUCUUCUUCAACUUCUCAAACCUUUCAAACCACAACCAUGCUUCAGGAAGCAGUCUCAUCCUCCCCGACAUUCUUAGCCACCCUUUACAGCUGGUUCACACCCACCGUCUUCUUCCUCCUCCUCCAACUAGUCAUCGGAACCAUCUUCAUCAUCUCCAACCUUGCCAGCUCCAAACACCACCAACACCAACACCAAGACCCUCAUGCCCAACAUCAUCAAGCUAAUGACUUUCCACACCCACACCUCCCUAGAUCCCCUUCCAUCUUGCAGAGACUCAAAUCCAUCAACUUCUACCCCUCCCAAGACCCUCCACACCCACACUUUCAUGAAUCUCAAACCCAUCAAAACGAAACCUUCCAACUUGCUAGAUCUCCUUCGCUCCUUCAAAGACUCAAAUCCAUCAACCUCUACACUUACCUCCCCACCGAACCCUUCACUUCAAAACUCACUCCCCAAGUUCCCCAAGUUCCCCAAGCAGUCACACUUUCCCACGCGCCGGACAAACCCCACUUGCCGCCACCCCAGGUGGUCGAAACCGACGAGGAAAAAGAGGAAGACGAUGACUUUCCUGUCGUGAGCGGUGGUUACGACUACAGCCUUGGAGACCGCGAAGAGGGUUCUUCCCUGGACGAGAUUUACAGCAAAUUGCAGCAGCAGGGGCAAGAUGGUCAUUUCACUAGGACACACUCUGACACCAAGCCUUCUUCUGGUGAGGUUCCGGUGAAACUGCCGCGGAAGAUGAAAAAGUCAGCAAGCAGCAAGUCUGCCUUUGCACACUUCAAAGAAGAGGACAUCGUGGAGAACCGCCGCCCGGCCACGGUGAGGGAGGCUAAGGUGAGCGGUGCCCCAGUCGACGACGAGGUGGACGCCAAGGCCGACGAUUUCAUCAACAAGUUCAAGCAGCAGCUGAAGCUGCAGAGGCUGGAUUCCAUCAUGAGGUACAAGGAAAUGAUUGGCAGAGGAUCUGCCAAAUAAUUAAAAAUUAUUAAUUGUUACAUUUUAUUUAGUGUAAUAAUAUUUAGUUAAUUUUUAAUUAGCUGUAAAAUUAGUAAGUUUUCUUUCUCUUUUGAAUCGGUUAUGUUCCUUCUGUAUGUUGAGAGUACUGCAUUAUGUUGAUGAAUUAAUAUGUGUUCUUAUUGUUUCUA